Molecule: messenger RNA, 1000 nt
Organism: Manihot esculenta (cassava)
Lineage: Eukaryota; Viridiplantae; Streptophyta; Magnoliopsida; Malpighiales; Euphorbiaceae
Product: eukaryotic translation initiation factor
Exons: 5
Coding region: 152-754 (200 amino acids)
Biological process (GO): translational initiation
Cellular component (GO): cytoplasm; eukaryotic translation initiation factor 4F complex
Molecular function (GO): translation initiation factor activity; RNA 7-methylguanosine cap binding
Source: RefSeq, a predicted model, not a curated record
GGGCUUUUAUCAAUAAUGGGCCAUAACCCAAUGGGCCUAAGUCCAUAGGCCGUAGCUGCGCGAAAGAACACAAACCCUCCGAUUCAAAGGAAGACGGUAACGGAGUCCUCCAAUCCAUAGAAUCUCUCCGAUCGAAAAGCCGCAGAAGAAAAUGGCAACCGAAACAGCAACAGAAGGAAGCGCCACGGAGGCCACAGCUACCGGUGUUGAGAAGCCGCUGCAGCACAAGCUAGAGAGGAAAUGGACCUUCUGGUUCGAUAAUCAAUCCAAGCCCAAACAAGGCGCCGCCUGGGGCAGCUCUCUCCGCAAGGUCUACACCUUUGACACCGUUGAAGAAUUUUGGUGUUUGUACGAUCAAAUAUUCAAGCCCAGCAAAUUGCCUGGCAAUGCUGAUUUCCACUUAUUUAAAGCUGGAGUUGAACCCAAAUGGGAAGAUCCUGAGUGUGCUAAUGGAGGGAAAUGGUCUGUUACUUGUGGCAGGAAGGCUAUCCUUGAUACUAUUUGGCUAGAGACUUUGAUGGCUUUGAUUGGGGAACAGUUUGAUGAGGCCGAUGAGAUUUGUGGUGUGGUUGCAAGUGUGCGCCAAAGGCAGGAUAAACUUGCAUUAUGGACGAAAACAGCAACAAAUGAGGCUGCACAGAUGAGCAUUGGCAAGAAGUGGAAAGAGAUCAUUGAUGUCACUGAAAAGAUCACUUACAGCUUCCAUGAUGAUUCUAGAAGAGAAAGAUCUGUCAAAGGCCGAUACAAUGUAUAAGCUCUCUCAAUAGUUUUGCAGUAUGGUUUUCUGUUUUGCAUGAUAAAAAAUCGCAAUGAAUUAAAAUGUAUUUUAAGGAAGAUUCCCAGAAUGGAUGCAUUUUAGUGGUUGUCCAAUUUUGUUGUUUGACCAUUUCCUACUUCUAUGGGAGUAUUGUAGCAUCUGCCAAUCUGUAUUGAAGAUACUAGAGACACACAGAUUGUUGUGCCUAAUACAUGUGGAAGAAAAGGCCUUAUUCAUUUUCAA